This is a messenger RNA of Drosophila persimilis, 3405 nucleotides long. It is a transcript of the gene lds, whose product is annotated as transcription termination factor 2. The record is from RefSeq and is a predicted model, not a curated record. The transcript has 5 exons. Gene Ontology annotation, molecular function: ATP binding; ATP-dependent chromatin remodeler activity. NCBI's taxonomy places the organism in Eukaryota, Metazoa, Arthropoda, Insecta, Diptera, Drosophilidae. The coding region runs from base 26 to 3208 and encodes 1060 amino acids.
GGGUAAAUAAUUUUGUAAAUCUAAAAUGUCCAGUGACAGUGGUGAAUAUUACACUAAUGAUGAAGACGAUGAAGUGAUCAGCAGCGCUGUUUCAGUGCGAUCAAGCCUCUCGUCGCGCUCUUCUCGCCACAGCGGUCGCGGGAUCAACCCUGAUAGUAAUUCCGGCGUAAUUAUUGACGAAACCGAGUCGGAAGAUGAAAGCGUGCGUCCUUCCAAAGCUAAGCCGAAGCAGAGACGUCGUCCUCCAGUGAUCGCUUCCGACAGCGAAGAGGAAGAUGAGCUGGACUCGCGGGCCUUGUCUCCGAGCACGCGCAUGAGCAUUACAGGUGUACGCCCACAGGAUCUGAGCGAUGACUCAAGUGAGAUUGAUUACAGCGACGAAGAGGCGUCAGCAGGUACAGCUGAAGAGACCUACAAUGAAGAUGUUGAGCGAAAAGAAGCAGCGGCUGCGCGCAACCGACAAUCUAUCGAUGGCGGUGGCGAUGGCGGAGAUCUUUCGCCCCGCUACAGCACGCAGUUUGUGGGAAACAUCGAGGAGACUUUACACUCAACAGUAUCUACAGCCAACAUGCUUGAAGUGUCACUCGACAAUUCGAGUAGUAGCGAUGUCCUCAUACUGAGCAACAAGGAGACUCCCAUUGAAAUAUCAAGUACGGAUGAUGAAAGUAGCUUCAACAAGGAAAACAUAUCCGCUCCACCCCUCGCAAGCCGAUCCUAUUCGCCCCGCAGUAGCGCCGGAGCACCUGUCGUUAAGUCCAACAAGAGUCUCAUGCAGCCUACCAUACAAAGGGCCUUCAAACAGAGCACCUCACCGAUUGCUCCCCGCCGUUCUUUGAUCAAGAGUGAAGCUCAGAAGGUUGUAACUCAGGAGUACCAUCAGGAGGAGAUGAACAAGCUGAUGGAGAUGCGCGCCCAAAAGAAUGACGCCGAAAAGCUUUAUGAGAAAGUAGCCAAAAAGCUGCCUGACAAGGGUAGCCAAAUCAGGAAGCGCAUCGAUGCCUUGGGUCGGGAAAUUGAGUUAAAAACAAAACUUAUUAGUAGCCUUAAAGUAGAGCAGAGGAGUGUCCCAGCAAUAAAGGCGAUUACGGCGAUGAAGGCUCACCGCAAGUCUGACAACGAUACAACCGACUGGGAAGACCUUUCGGCAGCGGUCAACUCGAUUCAGCCCAAGUACACUGGCGCGCAGGGAAUGGCCACGUUUAACACGCAGAAGGCCUUAACGCUGGAAUCUCUAAAGGAUCUCCAUGGGUCGCUGAAGGGCUGCCCAGCAGAGGACGUUCUGGCCGAAGAUCCAGAGGGGCUGAAGGUAACUUUAAUGGAUCAUCAGAAGCAUGCCCUGGCGUGGAUGUCUUGGCGUGAGAAUCAGACUCCCCGUGGCGGCAUCUUGGCCGACGAUAUGGGCUUAGGCAAGACUCUGACAAUGAUUUCAUCCGUUCUCGCCUGCAAAAAUCGUCAGGAGAGCAGUGAUGGGCGCCAUGUGGACAGCGACAGCGACAGCGACGAAGAGAACGAUACAAAGCGGAAAAGCACUGGUGGAUGGAACUCUAAGGGCCGCAAAGACACUCAUCGUGGAGGCACCUUAGUCGUGUGCCCGGCCAGCUUGCUGCGCCAGUGGGAGGCAGAGGUGGAGUCCAAGGUCAACCGCCAUCGCCUGACCGUGUGCGUGCAUCAUGGCAACAAUCGCGAGACGAAGGCCAAACAUCUGCGCACAUACGACAUCGUUGUAACUACUUACAACAUCGUGGGGAGAGAGCAUAAGGAGUCGAGUGCCUUGUUUGGUGUCAAGUGGCGUCGCAUCAUACUGGAUGAGGCCCAUGUUGUGCGCAACCACAAGGCGCUGGCGUCAAUCGCAGUAAGCGAUCUGCGCGGCAAGUUCCGCUGGGCUCUGACUGGCACACCCAUACAAAACAAGGAACUAGAUAUAUAUGCGCUUUUGAAGUUCCUGCGCUGUUCACCAUUCGACGAUCUGAACACGUGGAAGAAGUGGAUCGAUAACAAAAGUGCUGGCGGGCAGAACCGACUCAAUUUGCUAAUGAAGUCCAUCAUGCUUAGGCGCACUAAGGCACAGCUGCAGCAGGAAGGAAAAUUGAACAGCUUGCCCGGCAAGGACUUGCGUAUGAUUGAGAUUUCCCUCGACAAAGACGAGAUGAAUGUGUACCAGACGGUCAUGACAUAUUCAAGGACAUUGUUUGCACAAUUCCUGUUUCAGCGUGCCGAGAAAGAUUCGGACUCGAACUUUAUAUCUGAUGCCAACAAGCCCACAUACAAUCAAAUCAAGGACCCCAAUGGCGCCUAUUAUAAAUUGCACGAGAAGUUCGCGAAAAUGGCAGGCAAUAAAAAAGAGGUCAAGUCCCAUGAAAUAUUGGUCCUGCUGUUGCGUUUGAGGCAGAUAUGCUGUCAUCCAGGUCUGAUUGAUUCGAUGCUAGAGGGAGAGGAGGCGAAGAGUAUGGACGCUGACGGCAGCGACGGAGAAUCCCCGGAGAUUGACUUAUUGGCGCAGCUCAAUAAGUUGGCUAUUACAGACACCUCCACUUCUCCGCGUCGGUCCAGCCGUGACAGCGGAAGCAGCCGAGGAGUGACUGAAGAUGACGACGGACCGCCGCUACAUGGGGAUGAGGCUCGCAUUGCCAAGGCUUCCAAAAAUGUGCUAAAGCGCAGCAAUCCAGUUUUUAACAUGAAGCGUCCAUCAACGAAAAUGCUAAAGGUGAUGGAAAUACUGAAGUCUUCGAUUCUGAAGGACAACAACGAUAAAGCCAUUAUAGUUUCGCAAUGGACAUCGGUGCUGGAAAUACUGCGCGAUCAUUUGGAGAAUGAUAAGCUGUCCACCCUUUCGCUGAAUGGCUCCAUUCCCGUAAAGAAUCGACAAGAAAUUGUCAACCAAUUUAAUGAUCAGCACAAUCAGAAGCGCAUUUUGUUGCUCUCACUUACUGCUGGCGGUGUUGGCUUAAAUCUGGUUGGUGCUAAUCAUUUGUUGCUGCUUGACCUCCACUGGAAUCCGCAGCUGGAAGCCCAGGCCCAAGACCGCAUCUAUCGCGUGGGGCAGAAAAAGGAUGUCAUGAUAUAUAAGUUCGUGUGCUUGGAUACAGUCGAGCAGCGCAUUUUGGCUUUGCAGCAACAUAAAUUGGAACUAGCCAAUGGCGUCCUAACAGGCUCCGGAGUUAGUUCAAAACUAACCAUUGAUGACCUCAAGGGUCUGUUUGGAAUUUGAGACGGCCUCCGAUUCGCUUUAGAUUUAUGUACACACAAAAAGCAAGCACAAAAGCCAGAGUUCAUUUUAUUUACAGAAAAAUGUUUAUUUUAGUUAUAUCGAAGUUGUUUUUAUUUUAUUUUGUAUUUCUUUGUUUUGAAGCACUUGUAUUUAAAUUAGCUACGAUACCAUUUGAAUUGUUUAGUGUUUUACAAAGA